AUGCCUGUGUCCUUCACCUCACCCAGCCCAGCCCCACCGAAACCUUUCUCCCCCAAAGCCGAUCAGCUCUACUCCACCCGUCAACGACGCAACCUCGACGUCUCCAAAUCAAUCCUUCAAUCCAGAGCCAAGGGUCUCCCCACUUCUCUCAAGCCUGCUGAAGAAGCACAGGUGAAGGCAAUCCUGAGCAAGCAGGAUGUCGUGUCCAAGUGCCUGAGGGAACAAGUGGCGGCAAAGGAUGUGAAGAGGUUGAAACCUGGAGACUGGCUGAAUGACGAGAUUAUGAACUUCUGGGGAGCGAUGAUCCUUGAGAGAUCUGAGGCGAUGAAGGAGAAUUCGACGGCGGGGGCCACUGAGGAAGAAGGGAAGAUAUUGAAUGUGCACUAUUUCAGCACAUUCUUCUUCACGAAGUUGGUGCACCCGGGAUACGAAAAGUCAAGGUUGGCGAAGUGGACGAAGAGGUUCGAUAUCUUCUCGAAGGAUAUCGUCCUCAUUCCCGUGAAUCACGCCAACUCGCAUUGGACGGCCGCGGCUAUCAAUUUCAGGAAGAAGCGGAUCGAGUCAUACGAUAGUAUGAACAUGAACCGAUCUGAGGUAUUCAAGUAUUUACGGGAGUACCUCAACAAAGAGAGCCUCGACAAGAAGAAUAAGCCAUUUGAUUUCACGGGUUGGGAAGAUUAUCAAGCAUUGGACGCACCCCAACAAUUCAACGGGUUCGACUGUGGCAUCUUCACCUGCCAGUUCCUCGAGUAUUUGUCCAGGGGCAAGGAGAUCCCAUUCAAUUUCACGCAGAAGGACAUGCCUUACAUCCGGAAACGUAUGAUUUGGGAGAUCGGGAACGCGAAGUUUAUGCCGCACGACGAGGACCCAUAG
Messenger RNA from Stereum hirsutum FP-91666 SS1, 873 nucleotides. Its product is annotated as cysteine proteinase. The transcript has 5 exons. Gene Ontology annotation, molecular function: deSUMOylase activity. The coding region runs from base 1 to 873 and encodes 290 amino acids. The record is from RefSeq and is a predicted model, not a curated record. Lineage: Eukaryota; Fungi; Basidiomycota; Agaricomycetes; Russulales; Stereaceae. Gene Ontology annotation, cellular component: nucleus. Gene Ontology annotation, biological process: protein desumoylation.